ACAGGAAGGUGCUCCACAGUGCGUGUAGACCUUGAAUCGAAAGCUCCUCCAGCGCCCACCAGAAACAAAAGAUGGAAAUGCUGCAGAAAGGUGUAAACAGUACCUUCCCCACAGGCAGAAAGAAAGAUGCCUGCACCCCAGGCUCACUGCUGCUGAGGAUCCUCCUGGUGGGCAAAUCUGGCUGCGGGAAAAGUGCCACAGGGAACAGCAUUCUCUGCCGACAAGCAUUUGAGUCCAGGCUCAGAGCCCAGUCGGUGACCAGGACCAGCCAGGCAGAGAUAGGCACAUGGAAGGGGAGGAGCUUCCUAGUGGUAGACACCCCCUCCAUCUUUGAGUCAAAGGCUCAGAACCAAGACAUGGACAAGGACAUUGGAGACUGCUACCUGCUGUGUGCCCCAGGACCCCACGUGCUGCUGCUGGUGACCCAGCUGGGACGCUUCACAGCCCAGGACACCAUGGCCGUGAGGAGGGUGAAGGAGAUCUUUGGGGCAGGAGUCAUGAAGCACAUGAUCAUCCUCUUCACUCACAAGGAAGACCUGACAGAUGAGACCUUGGAUGGGUUUGUGACCCACACUGACAACCACAGCCUGCGCAGCCUGGUCCAGGAGUGUGGGAGGAGGUACUGUGCCUUUAAUAACAGGGCCUCAGGGGAAGAGCAGCAGGUACAGCUGGCAGAGCUCAUGACUGUGGUGAGGAGGCUGGAGCAGGAGCGUGAGUGCUCUUUCUACAGCAAUGACCUCUUCCUUCAGGCCCGUGUGCUCCUUAAUGGCAGCUACAGUGAGGAUCAGGAAGCCUACAGGUGCUACCUGUUGAAGGUGAGGCAGGAGGUGGAGAGGCAGAAGCGGGAGCUGAAGGAGCAGGAGGGCAGCUGGGUUCUCAAGGCGCUCCUCAGAGGCAAAGAGUGGAUGGCUUUGCACUAUGGGAUUUGUGCUAGUUUUGUGUUGGGCAUAGCAAUCCUCAUUGUUAUUUUUCUGCUCAUAUUUUACAAUGUUUGAUGCUUUGCACUUGAGGGAAGUUUCUAAAGCACCAUGUCAGUAUUCAUUGAUGUAAGCAUCACCUUCAGAAAAACCACUCUCUGGUCUGUGAGACACUGCUAAUCUGGGCCUCUUCUGUUUCCCCUUUAGGAUUCUAGUUUAGAUUAGGCAGAGUUUAGAGCUCAGGAGUCCUGCAGAGAAGAGGUGGGAAGGAUCAGAGGAGCCAGAAGGUCAGGGGCACCACAAGAGAGACCACAGUCCACAGAAUCAACUGACUGGGAUUCAUAGGGGCUCACAGA
Molecule: messenger RNA, 1273 nt
Organism: Onychomys torridus (southern grasshopper mouse)
Lineage: Eukaryota; Metazoa; Chordata; Mammalia; Rodentia; Cricetidae
Gene: Gimap5
Product: GTPase, IMAP family member 5
Exons: 3
Coding region: 72-995 (307 amino acids)
Molecular function (GO): GTP binding
Source: RefSeq, a predicted model, not a curated record